Molecule: messenger RNA, 1110 nt
Organism: Necator americanus (New World hookworm)
Lineage: Eukaryota; Metazoa; Nematoda; Chromadorea; Rhabditida; Ancylostomatidae
Exons: 9
Coding region: 1-1110 (369 amino acids)
Cellular component (GO): lysosomal membrane
Source: RefSeq, a predicted model, not a curated record
AUGAAGCACGGUGCAGUUACCUAUGCGGCUAUGCUCGAAACGGCGCGGUGGGUAAAGUGGUUGAAUCGAGGUGGGACUAUCGCGAACUGCAGCGAAGAGCAAGGAUCCCACCUAGAUUCUAACUACGCUCCACCGCGCCGUUUACGCAGAUGCACUGUGCUUCGUGUCCUUUUGACCCCACUACCAUACUAUAGUCGGGUCAAAACGACAUGGACCACGACUGUAGUUGCGGUGCAUUUGCGUACGCGCUCGAAACGGCACGGUGGAGGCAGCAGUUGGGACCAAGUGGGACCCUCAGAAACUACAGCUAUGGAUGGUGCCAGCAAAGAUCGCUAUGCAACAGUUCCUUAUGUGCGGAUACGGAUGCGUCGUCUUCUUCUAGUUUCCACCUCGCAUAAGCAUGGAUACAAACUUGGUCUUUUCCUUUGCUCUAAUUUCCUCAUCCUUAGGAUUCAUUCGUUGUUUAGAGGAAAAGCGCAUCCGACUCCCAAGUUGGAGACUCCGUCGGUGUCGUCGCGUAGACCGAUUCGCGAUUGGUCGCUAAAGCGCUCCGCGCUCGCUCGUAGACGUCUCGAGGAGCGAGGGGUUGCAGUGUUCAAGCACCGUCGUCGUACCUACCUAACUUGUUUCGGUGCAGUCCAUGUCAAGGUCGUUGCAUGUUUUACCGGUUUCAAUGUACUCGUGGGCGUUUGCUGCGCACUUUUCUACUGCGUGAUCACUUCUCAGGAGCAACGACGUCCUAAUCUCAAACUGUGGUUGAUUCCCCUGGCUCCUGUGGUCAUUUGUCUGCUUUUCUUAUUUGUGGGGAUUAUACAGCGAAAGCCAAAGCUGCUGUAUCCUUUUAUAGUUCUUCAGAUUUUCUCUGGUUUUGGAACUGCGGUAUCAAUGGCAAUGAUUAUAAUAUCAGUACCAUGUAAUACGAAACAUAUUCUACGGUUGAUUGUGGAUGUGAAUUUGGAGGAAGCAGAAUACAAACGGUCAGCAAUGACAAUAUUCUCUGUCCUUAGUCUUACUCUAUUUGUGCAGAUAUGGUACCUUCGUACGGUUUGCAAUUGUUUUCGAUAUUUUACGGAUCUCCAGAAAUUCGAGGAACGAACGGCGAAUGUCUGA